GCGGGCUGGUCCGCUGGGCAGUGGACGGUGUCCUCCUCUGAGCGCCGGAGUGGGGCCGGAGGCGGGGCCGGGGCGCGGUGCGGGGACGCCCUGGCCCGCGCUCCUCCGGGCUGCUCUGCGCUCCGUGCCCGCAGGAGGAAGAGACAGGAAGACGAUCAAACAGCAGGAUUAUGGCAGGAAAAGUGAAAUGGGUCACCGACAUCGAGAAGUCAGUGCUGAUAAACAAUUUUGAGAAGAGAGGCUGGAUCCAGGUGACAGAGAGCGAGGACUGGAAUUUCUACUGGCAGCCGGGCCUGGGGAGUGCCCAUGCAGGGAGCAUGCGAGAAGAGAGCCCCCACGGGACAGACAGGCGGCCCAGGGUCCCCGGCACGGACCUCAGAGGAGACCAGAGAAGGAGGGAGAACGGGAUGAGCGUGCAGACCAUCCGGAACGUCUUCAGCGUGGAAACGGGCUACCGGCUCUCAGACGACCAAAUAGUGAACCAUUUCCCCAACCACUAUGAGCUGACCCGCAAGGACCUGAUGGUGAAGAACAUUAAGAGAUACAGGAAAGAGCUGGAGAAAGAAGGGAGUCCGCUGGCAGAAAAGGACGAGAAUGGGAAAUACCUCUACCUGGACUUCGUGCCAGUCACCUACAUGCUGCCGGCGGACUACAACCUGUUCGUGGAGGAGUUCCGGAAGAGCCCCUCCAGCACGUGGAUCAUGAAGCCGUGCGGCAAAGCGCAGGGCAAGGGCAUCUUCCUGAUCAACAAGCUCUCGCAAAUCAAGAAGUGGUCCCGGGACAGCAAGACGUCUUCGUUCGUGUCCCAGUCCACCAAGGAGGCCUACGUGAUCUCGCUCUACAUCAGCAACCCGCUGCUCAUCGGCGGCAGGAAGUUCGACCUGCGCUUGUACGUCUUGGUGUCCACGUACCGCCCGCUGCGCUGCUACAUGUACAAGCUGGGCUUCUGCCGCUUCUGCACCGUGAAGUACACGCCCAGCACCAGUGAGCUGGACAACAUGUUCGUCCACCUCACCAACGUCGCCAUCCAGAAGCACGGGGAGGACUACAACCACAUCCACGGGGGCAAGUGGACCGUGAGCAACCUGCGGCUGUACCUGGAGAGCACCCGGGGCAGGGAGGUGACCAGCAAGCUGUUCGACGAGAUCCACUGGGUCAUCGUGCAGUCCCUGAAGGCCGUGGCGCCCGUGAUGAACAAUGACAAGCACUGCUUCGAGUGCUACGGCUACGACAUCAUCGUGGACGACCGGCUGAAGCCCUGGCUGAUCGAGGUGAACGCGUCCCCGUCCCUGACCUCCAGCACCGCCAAUGACCGGAUCCUGAAGUACAACCUGAUCAACGACACCCUCAACAUUGCGGUCCCCAAUGGCGAAGUCCCGGACUGCAAGUGGAACAAGUCCCCCCCCAAGGAAGUCCUCGGCAACUACGAGAUUCUGUACGACGAGGAGCUGGCGCAGGGCGACGGGGCCGACCGAGAGCUGAGGAGCCGUUCGGGCCAGGCGGCGGGGCCCAAGGGGGGCCGGGCGAGAGACUCUGGGAGAGCCGCCCUCACCACCUGGAAGUGACCCCAGUGAGCGCGGGACCCCAGCCUGGACCCGCCACUCCCUGAAGACCCAUUUUGAAAUUUCCUUUUUCUAGAGCUUUUUUUUUUUUUUCCUUUCCUACGCCGUGUAAAUAAA
Phyllostomus hastatus (greater spear-nosed bat) is the source of this 1679-nucleotide messenger RNA. It is a transcript of the gene TTLL1, whose product is annotated as TTL family tubulin polyglutamylase complex subunit L1. Lineage: Eukaryota; Metazoa; Chordata; Mammalia; Chiroptera; Phyllostomidae. Gene Ontology annotation, molecular function: tubulin binding; tubulin-glutamic acid ligase activity. Gene Ontology annotation, biological process: protein polyglutamylation; microtubule cytoskeleton organization. The transcript has 12 exons. Gene Ontology annotation, cellular component: cilium. The record is from RefSeq and is a predicted model, not a curated record. The coding region runs from base 171 to 1565 and encodes 464 amino acids.